Molecule: messenger RNA, 1886 nt
Organism: Pogonomyrmex barbatus (red harvester ant)
Lineage: Eukaryota; Metazoa; Arthropoda; Insecta; Hymenoptera; Formicidae
Gene: rau
Product: RA domain-containing protein rau
Biological process (GO): positive regulation of epidermal growth factor receptor signaling pathway; signal transduction; positive regulation of fibroblast growth factor receptor signaling pathway
Source: RefSeq, a predicted model, not a curated record
GACAGAACGCUCGCGGAGCGCGCACCGCGGUGUAAUCAUCGGCGUGUGUUUCCAAUAUUAAUAUCUCAAAUUCCGUCGAACUUUUUCCGAAAAAAACUCUUUAUUCUUUAUAAGAUGUCUCUUUAAAUAAACAAUUCGAGGACGCUUCGUGUGACAUGCGCAAAGCGACCUGUUUACGUGAAAUCGAAAUGCGCGCCGGAAAUCUGUUCUCGUGCAUUCUGUCGAUUGUGACUGAUGGUGAAUCCGUUCUUGUGUUGUGACCAUCGGGCGCGAAUUACUCUCUGAAGUUUAAGACAGUGAUGAUCUCGAUGUCGCACAUUCAUCUUUGAAUAUUUGCCGCGUGUUGACGCGCGGGCAAUCGCGAGUGCGCAGGCCGCUCAGCUGCGAAUUUAUUUAAAGUAAGAACAAGAAGGAAUGUUGAAGCACGUGUCAAUCUCGCCGUGGAGAGGGCGGGCAGACAGUGUGAGCCUCUCUUCCAGCGGCGGCGCGAGUAGCUGCGGAAGCGGAAGUCCUACCCCCGGUCACACACCACCGCCCUCGAGAGCGUCCUCAUGCGCGUCCCUAGCACCCUUAACAGCCUUGUCGAGCUUCUCUCCGGCUGAUACCGCGCCCCAGCAGACCACCAUCAAAGUUUAUGCCAACUGCCUGCGGCCAGACAUCGAAUAUAAGACUCUGAGCAUCACUUAUGAGACGACCUGUCGCGAGGUCGUGCAAAAUCUUCUAAAUAAGUAUCGCAUGAGACAUCGUGACCCCCGGUUAUUUUAUCUGACCAUGGAGGUGAUCGUGAGGAGAACCAAUGUGCGCACUAUCUUGCCGCUUGACGAAGACGCGAGGCCAGCCUUUCUGCAGUCCUGCCAUCCUCGUGGCGAUUCCAAGUUUUCCUUGCAGACACGUCGUGGCGGACUCAUCAAAAUAUACGACAGCGCACUCAUGUCCGGGUCUAAAUACAAGAGCCUUCUGGUCUCGGAGCAGACCACCGUAGACGAGUUGAUCCAGAUGUUGCUGAGUUGCUAUAGCUCUAAGGAACCGGUGGAGCAAUUUUCUCUCUACGAGGUCUGUGAAGGUGAAGAGUACCAAAGGAAAUUACACCCCGAUGAUUCCCCACUCAAAGUCACACAACGGUGGACCAGCGCGGAUCGACAUCUUCGCAUUAGGCGCAAUCCAGAUUAUAACCAACACAGGCGGAAGAGUAUGUGGGCGUCGGACUCAAGCAUCACCAUGGCGAUGUCGAGGCUGGAUCUCCACGACAGUCUUCCUAUCCAUUACAAUUCAAGAAUCGAAAAUAACAAUCAUUUGAGUCUACAUCAUCUCGCUGGGAAAACCAGUGUUACCGCUAACAACAAUAACAACAACAACAUUAUCCAUCGGGAUCAGCAUCACUCGUCAUUAGGUUCCAUCAGUCAGACGUCACGAAUUGUCGUAUCCCAUGGAACCGAUCUUCCGCAAGUACAGCUGCCGCGGUUGCAGCAAUUCCCACAGAGCGUUCCGUCGACGCCAAUCUCGUCAAAACAUGUGACUGCCUCCUCCUACGCCGAUUACGAAAAUUAUCUUUUUAUAUAAGAGCCGAAUCGCUUGCAUAAGCGCGAGCUUAUGCAUAAAUACGAUCGAAACUAAUAGAAAUUGCGUUGAUCGCGAAAGUUCACUCCGCAAAACGGUCAGAGUUACCAGAGACUCUCGUUGGAAAUACGAGAAAACUUACGUUGCGACUAUUCAGUAGCCUUGUCUCUUCGUGUGUAAUAUUUAGAUUUCGAAUACUAUGAGCACUAUGAGGCAUGAGCAAACGUGUAUCUUCGAUUUUUCUUAAAAAAAACGUAGCUUGCCUUCUUUGGUCACUUUUUAAAUUUCAAUUAUAUUGUUAUAUCUAUUUCGAUUUAUUAUUUUGUUAU